GUCACUUACCCGUUUCGUCCGGCUAUGUUGUGUUUGUUUUGGAAUGUUCUCUGUUCCAUCUUCAAGGUAUCCUUUGUAAGAUCCCCUUUUUUUCGCCAUUGUAGCUGGCUAGCUACGUUAGCUGCGUGCGAGAACCGAAAAGCGAUGUUACCUUUAUGUUGUGUAGUGUGCGCAUGCGUGCCAAAAUAUCAAUCCCAGAAUUCCCUUCAAGAGCGGGAUUUCGGUCAUUUCACGGCGUGGGUGCACGUUAGCAAAAAUUACAAUCUGAACAUGGACUACAAGUACGCUUUGUUUUAUUUUAAAAAUGACAAAAAAGUUGAAGUGGGCUCGGUAACCCAAAUUCAACCCGACGAUUUGGAGGGCUUAGACCCAGUGAUAGAAGAAUGUCCAGACCUUCAAAAUGACGAUGGAUGGAUCCAGGUCAGGUGGAAGGUGUUUGAGGGGAAAAAGAAGACAGAAAGUAGCUACGAGGCCAAAGUGUUGCUCUUCGGUAAUGACUACCCUGAUUUAUGCCAGAAACGAGAGGAGUUUGGCAGAAAGGGCUCCAACAUUUGGGACACUUCCCGCAAGCGAAUCCCCCCAAAAAAUUAACUGAGGAGGAGGAGGAGAUUCGGCCCAAAAAACCGAAGAAGGUGUCAUCGACAGCCCAGAGCCAGAAGGACAAGAAAAAAGCUUCGUCGGACAUGGUCGAAAAAUUGAAGGAAGAACUAAUGUCCACUAGGCAAGAGCCUGAGGAGAUGGAGGACGAGGCAUUGGAUGAACCAGAGGACCUGACCCACCCCCCCCUCCCCCGGACGUGGAGCCAGGCCAUCAUGGAAAAUCGGCGACUUCGAGAGUUAAACGAAGAACUAAAAGAAGAAAACCAGAACCUGAAGGGGGAGCUACUCGAUGCAGCCAGAGAGCUUCCAAAGGCUGUGAGGCAUCUGAAAAAGAUGCUGGAACGGGUUCAAGCUAGCCAGCAAGAGCACCCAAGCACCACAGCUGCAGCAGUGAUGUCAUCACCAACAUCUGCACGUGCUGCAAUGUCAUCUCCAACAUCUCCAGCUGCAAAACCAGUGAGGUGUCCAUCUGCUGAAGAGUCAUCUAAUGAGUCUAACAACAUGGUCUGUCUUGUGCCAGGUUCCGAUGUUUAUGUCUCAAAAGUCAAGCUGAGCGCACUACGCUCAACGACACAUGCGUCUUACAUUGGGGACCUGGCCGUUGUAGUCUUUGGCAGGGAUGCCCUGUCCAGCUUGACAGGCAGACAGUCUGCGGCGCACAAGGAGCUAGAAUGCAAGCCGUCAUUGGAUAGGGGAAAACUCGAAGCCUUAAUUGGGCAUGCCCGGAUCAAAUUUCCGUCUGUUUCCGUGUCUGAGGUGAGGCGUAUCAUCCGUCAGAAGUGUAACAACUUGGCCUAUACGUCCAAAAAGUAUAAGGUGAUUCAUUGAUCAUCCUUUUUUUUUAAGAUUUAUUUUUGGGCACCAGAGCGUGCUGCGCUAACCACUGCGCUACGUAGCCGCACAUUUAUCCAUUUUGAUUAAGAAAAAAAAAAAAAUUAGUGUGCAGCUGUCUAUUUGUGAACAUUCUGUUACCUUGCUGCAAGAAAUGUUUACUUGUUUAUUCAACUUGUUUACCCAAUAAAACAGU
This is a messenger RNA of Lampris incognitus (smalleye Pacific opah), 1626 nucleotides long. RefSeq lists its product as uncharacterized. NCBI's taxonomy places the organism in Eukaryota, Metazoa, Chordata, Actinopteri, Lampriformes, Lampridae. Bases 510 to 1427 code for a protein of 305 amino acids. Gene Ontology annotation, molecular function: DNA binding. The transcript is spliced from 8 exons. The record is from RefSeq and is a predicted model, not a curated record.